Molecule: messenger RNA, 402 nt
Organism: Mesorhabditis belari
Lineage: Eukaryota; Metazoa; Nematoda; Chromadorea; Rhabditida; Rhabditidae
Source: the annotation of a GenBank genome assembly
AUGGAUGAGAAAAAUGUUGUGCAAAUUGGAGAAGGUGGUUUCGGAAGAGUUUUGCUGCUCGAAGACUAUAAUCCACCCUAUGUGAUGAAAGAGGUCGCUCGCGGGAAAGACAUCGACGCUCAGCAGAAAGAGUUGCUCAUUUUGAAGGAGUUGACACACAAAUAUAUCGUCAAAUAUCUCGAUCAACCAAUUAUGAAAAACUUUGAAAUCAACUAUUCUGUGUUGACAAUCGUCAAAUGGGCACAAGAAAUCUUCACGGCUUUAUGUUAUUUGAAAGAACAAUGCAUUGCUCAUUGUGACAUAAAACCGGAAAAUAUUUUCGUCAAUUAUGACUUUAUUUGUAAACUCAUCAAAAAAAAGGAGAUCGUUGACGGGAAAAUCGCUAAGAUUCGUGUGAAAAGC